AUGGAUGCCAAACAAGAACAAAUUGGCAAGGAAUUGAAGGUUGCCAACGCCCAACAACAAAUUGGCAACAAAUUGAAGCAACAACCAACCGGCAAUAUGGAUGCCAAACAAGAACAAAUUGGCAAGGAAUUGAAGGUUGCCAACGCCCAACAACAAAUUGGCAACAAAUUGAAGACCGGAGGACAAUCAAUUGCAGAAAAUUGCAAUGUUGACACAGCCGUCGAAAGAGAUACUGCUGUUGUUUGGGAACAAGCAAAUGGGACUCUGAUGGAUGAUGACGCCCGUCAGCAACAAAGCUGCAAGAAACCCCCAAUUGCAAGUGAUAAAGAUGGUGUCAUUAUUCCAAAGAAAGGCAUUGACGGUGCCAUGGAAGAAAAGCAAAGUGUAGAUGAUGAUGACCGCUCCAACGAUACUAGCAUUUCUAAUUUAAAUUCAGACACCAAGGACAAUAGUUCUUUAAUGCUUUUAGACGACAAGGUGUCUAAAAUUUGGAUGGAUUGUUGCCAAGACAAAGAGUCUAUACCCCUACCCACACAACAGGACAAUAUGAAGCAAUCACCAGACUUGAAUCAGUCACAAUCAACCGUCUCAAUCAGUUGGAAUCAAAGCACUCUACCAACGUUGGCAGAAGUAUUGAAAAGACCUGUCCAACAGCCAGAGCAGAAUUUUGGAUUGGAGGCCAUGUGCUUUCUUCGCAACAUUGCCGACAGGUGGUUCCAAUUGCCACCCUCUGCGGUUCUUGACAACCAUAUCUCUUCAUGGAAACUUCAGAAGAAUGCUAGGGCAUGCUUUGGCUAUUUGUUCACACUUGUGCAGCAGAAAGACUUGGAAAACCGUAUCAAGACCAUGCAUGAGGAUAUGGUUGACCUGCGAAAAAAAUGGCAGACUACGGCUCAGGAAUACCACCGUGAAGCCAUGUUCUUUGACAUCAAGGUGGAGAAAACAUUUGUCCAGAAAUCAUGGGACCAACUUGAAUGCAUCUAUCUUUCAUACUGUAUCAUGAAGCACAUCCUUCAGAUUGCUACCUGCAGUUCGUUUGAUCGUCAAACCGCUGAAGACUGCCUCUACUUUUCUUUCAAUAUGGUGGUUAAUGAUGCCAGCCGUAAGCAUCAAAUUCUUGGCUUUUAUGCAUCCUUGUGCGUUCUUUUCCCAUCUGAAGCCCACAUUUUGGAGCACAAGGCCACAAUCAUCAAGUGGUGGGGAAAAAGGACAGAAGGCCAUGCAGCCCGCUCAUUCUACAAAUGGAUUCGAUCGGAGAAGUUUUCCACUAUCACAAAUGCCAAAACAACAACAAGAAUGAAAGAUGCUCUGGUCAAACUUGGGAAGUAUGUAUUCCCAGAGGUAGGAGCAAAGCAGAACAAUCUUCUAAUGGAUGAAUUUCACCUUUUACAACAAAGAAGCGACACGAAAAGAAGAAAGGGCUUGGGAACAAACAACAAGGCAGUUUCAAACGUGGAUAUUGAGUGGUGGUCGUUUCUGUGUGCCAAAGCCUUUACCAUGUAUCUCUACUGUGAACAAAAUAGCAAUUACAAAUUCCAUUUGGCCCAGACCGUCAAUGUGGCAGUAGGAAUUGAGCCGCCGCCCCGGCACCAGCUCUGUCAUCAUCAUCAUCAUCAUCAUCAUCAUCAUCAUCAUCCGUGUCACCUGCUUCAACACCUGCAAGCAAUGAUGUGA
Cylindrotheca closterium is the source of this 1674-nucleotide messenger RNA. NCBI's taxonomy places the organism in Eukaryota, Bacillariophyta, Bacillariophyceae, Bacillariales, Bacillariaceae. The record is from the annotation of a GenBank genome assembly.